AUGUCAGAUUUUAACUUAUUUUCAUCAAAAACUGAUGUAAAAAAAUUAUUAUUUGCAACGGAAAAAUUUAAAUUUGAUGAACAAUGUUCAAAUGAUUCAUGGCAAGAUUUACCCGGUGUAACACCAACAUCAGUACUUGCAUCAUUUAUUGAUAAUCAACAUAUUCAAACAAUAUCAUCAUUAUCAUCAUUUACUGAUAAUAGAAAUGAUUAUGGUUGGGAAACUCUUGAUGAUUAUUCAACAAUACCAAAAUCUUAUGGUUUUAAUUAUGAAAAAUUAUCAACUAAACCGACAAGUUAUUGUCGACUCGAUCGACGUGGACAUUGGUUAUUAUUACCACCACCACCAUCACUUCCACCAGUACUUCAUACAAAUACAGAUAAAGAUGUAACAUAUAACGUUGAAAAACAUGUAUCAAAAGAUUCUUGUAAUCAUGAACAAGUUGAACAAAAAUUUCCUGAUUCAUAUGAAAGUUUAACUGUUUCAAUUGAUUUUCAUGUACCAACAGAUGAAGUUAUCAUUGAUUAUGAUACUAUGAGUCAAGAAAAUAUACUACAAUGGAAAAAUAAAAUACAACAAUAUCAAAAUAAAACAUUAGAUGAUAUAUAUGAAGAAACGAGAUGUAUUAAACCUAAUCACGGUAAAGUAGCUAAUCAAUUUGACGAAGAACUAGUUCAAGAACAAUUACGUUAUAACGGUAUACUUGAAAUAUCUUAUAUACGAAAUCAAGGUUGGCCUGUUCGUUUUACAUUUGAAGAAUUUUUAAAACGAUAUAAAUUUAUAUCUUAUCCAGAAAAUAGUCCAAUAAGAAUUAAUGCAAUAACAUGUGAAAAAAUUCUUAAACAACUUUCAUUUACUGAUUAUGUUAUUGGAAAAUCUAAAAUAUUUUUAAAAUUAGAAUAUUUAGAAAUUUUAAAUCAACAUUACGAACAGUAUAUAAAAAAUAUAAUCAUAUGUCAAAAAGUAAUUAAAGGCUUUCUUGUACGACGAAAACUUUUACGUAAAGCUAAACAAAAUGCAAAUGAACGUCAUGUUUUUCUAAAUCAAGUACAUUGUUACGGAAAAAAAACACUGGAGAAACUUGUAUCAUUACCAAAAGUCUCUACGAAGAGCGUUCAACGAAAAUCAUCAAAAACUGAUGAUAGUGGACGUUUAAGUCAUUUUAUUAAAAAACGAUCAAAACAUAAUGAAAAAUCAACUUCACCUGUUGAUGAAGCAAUACCAAUGAGUGAACAAGAACAUAAUGAUAUGUUAAAAGCAGCAAUAAAAUUACAAUUACUUAACAAUGAUGAAAUGGAUGAAUUAAAUGGUGUUGAUCAUCGAAUAACUUCAAAUAAUGCAUUGGGAUCUAUGACAAAAACGCCUGGUGAUGUUAAAUCAUCAUUGGAAGGUUUAUCAGAAUGUGAAGUACGUAUUUUUGUUCAAGAUGAAUUUACACCUGAAACAAUGAUGGCAACUAAACAAGGAAAACAUAAAAAAUUUCCUAUCGAAUCAAAUAUUCAAUUAGGUUCAGGAUUAGCAUGUACAACAGCAUCACAAAAUCCAUUAAAAGUUCAUGAUGGUACAAUUGCUGAAAUGGCUGCUAAAAUUCCUAUUGCACCAACAAUGGAUUUAGCAUCUGCUAAACAAUUAAUAAGACAAACAGAAGUUGCUGCAACUAGUGGUGAUUUAUUUAUGACUGAUUGGUCAGUUGGACAAGAAGAAAAAAAACAUCCAACUAAUGUUCGUUCAAAAUCUGAACCUCGAAAAAUUCUAGCUAAUCUUCAAGAUCAAAAUAUGUUAUCUGAACAAAAACGUGGCAUUAUUAAAAAAAUUCUUAUGUUACAAAGACAAAGAUUUAAAGAUAAUCAAGCACGUAAAAGUAAUGACUUUGAACAUUCAACAUAUAGUUUUAGUCAUAUAAAUCAAUCAUCGAAAAAUGAUGAUCAACAAGCCUUAUUUAAUGAUGACAGUUUAGAUUGUUGGGAUGCACCACGUGCAAUUGAUGUUCGUGAAGCAUAUGAAAAAACGGUUCAUUGUUAUCGAUUAUCAAUGCGAAUGUUAAAACUUGCUACUUAUAUUGUACUUAAUAUUGGUGUAUUAUUAACUGCACUUGUUAGUAAAGGAACUUUAUUACUUAUGACAAACUCGGUGGCAAAAGUACAAGAGACACCCUAUCGAGAACGUUGGGUAUGGAUGUUAUUAGCAGCAGUAUGUGCUCCAUAUAUAUUUACUUUCUUCGAAAGUCUUGGUAAAUGUUUAUUUGGUAAUAAACCAUGGCCAACUGUAAAAAUCUUUACUGUUGUUUUUUUCAUCGAAACUUUACAUAGUUUUGGUAUAGCUAUAUUUGUUUUUCAUAUAUUACCAAAACUUGAUGCUGCAAGAAGUUUAUUAAUAAUGAAUGCUGUAUGUCUUGUACCUGCCUUUUUAAAAUUAUUUUUGACGAAAUCAAAUUCAUCCAUUGUUCAACGAAGUCUUUUAUUUCUUAUGGAUUUUUUUGCAUUUGCUAUGCAAUGUUCAUGUGUUGGUAUUGCAUUAGCAUCGAAAUUUUUAAAAAGUGAUGGACCAAUACAUAUUCAAACAACAGUAUCAUCAUUAUUUUAUCCAGCAAGUACUACUACAUUACCAUUAUUAAAUCGACAUAGACGACAAGAUGAUUCAUUGACUGUUGCUUAUGAUUUAUUUACUUCGGAUGUUAAUGGACAUAAUGAAAAUAUUUUAUUAACAACAUCACCUAGUAAUAUUAGUUCAAUUGAUCAAAAUUUACAAACAAUUUUAGCUGGUUUUCAUAUUGAAUGGGAAUUACCUGUUGCACUUAUUCUGGUUUCAUUAGCUUGGUGGGAAAAUUUUGUUGAUCGUGAUAUUAAAAUUGGUGAUCGUACAAUAGUUCAUAUGAAAUUAUUAAAAGAAAAUAUUCUUGCAACACGUUCAAAAACAUCAAUAAUAAUAACAUGUUGGAAAAUAUUUGUUACUAUUUUAUUUGCUUAUAUAUUUCAUCAUGGUAUAUUUAAUACAUCUGUUAUUUUUCCAAUCAAUACGAGUAAUGAUCAAAUAGAAGAUCCACUACCUAAACUAUCAUCUGGACAAAAUUCUUGGGCAGCAUUAGGUUUUGAUCAACAAUCAACAGAAGGUAUGUUUUCAAUUUUACCACCACGUGAACGUCGUUCAAUUGAUAAUAUAACAACAUAUCUUAAACGAAUAAAACGACAAAUGGAUAAUGAUUUUUCAAAUCAUUUUCCUUCUGAUGAUGAUACAUUAUAUUCAACAAUAGGAGGAAAUAAUAUUGGAGGAAAUAAUGGUGAAGAAACAAAUCCAAAAGAUCGUUGGAUAUUUUAUUUAACACCAAUGAUAUUAAAAAUUCUUUCGGAUGCAUUAUGUUUUUAUAUGGGACGUUUAGCAUGUAAACUAUGCAUGCAACGUGUAUGUUUUGCAUUACCCAUAACAUUAGUAACACCAUUAGCAUUAACAAUAUUACUUGUUAUGUGUUCUAUUGCACCAAAAUCAACUGUUUUUAUUGAAAAUUUUCUUUUUUGGAGUUGUUAUGCUGAUUAUGCUAAAGAAUCAUUUCGAUGGCAAGUUAUAUGUGGUCUUGUUUUAUGGUGGUUAUCAGAAUUAUGGAUUGGUGGACAUAUUUGGUUUGGAAAAAGUCAACGUUUAGCAUUUACAGAACGUUUAUUUGUUUCACCACGGUAUUGUGCAACAUUACUUGAACAAUCUUUAAUGAUGAAUCGACGUCGAAAUGAACGUGAUGAAAUAUUAACUGGUACAUAUGAUGAAAUGGGUACAACAACAAAUGUUGAAGCAGAAUAUGAUGAACAAAGUAUUGAAGAAUUAUCUAUAGAAAAAAAAUUAAGUGCUGAAGUUCAUACAAAAAUUUAUUCAUGUGCAACUAUGUGGCAUGAAACUGAAACAGAAAUGUUACAAUUAUUGAAAUCGAUUAUGAGAUUGGAUAGUGAUCAAUGUGCUCGACGAACAGCUCGAAAUUAUUUACAUCUUAAAGAUCUUGAUUAUUAUGAAUAUGAAGGUCAUAUAUUUUUUGAUGAUGCUAUGGAAGAAGAUGACAAUAAUGAACAAGUACCAAAUAAAUUUGUUCAACAACUACUUGGUGUUGUUGAUCGAGCUGCAACAGCUAUUCAUCAAUGUCCAAUGAAACUUCCUCCACCAUUUAAAACACCAACACCAUAUGGUGGACGUUUAACAUGGGUAUUACCCGGUGGAAAUUUUCUUAUAGCACAUAUAAAAGAUAAAACAAAAAUUCGACAUAAAAAACGAUGGAGUCAAGUCAUGUAUAUGUACUAUUUACUUGGUUAUCGUUUAUUUGGUGAUUUAAAUAUAAUUGAAAAAUUAUAUAAACGAAAACGAAAAAAAAAUACAUCAAAAAGUAAAUCAAAAUUAUUUAAAGGUUUUGGAAAUUUAUUGAAUAAUAUGGAUAAUAAAAAACGAAUACAAAUGGAAAAUACAUAUCUAUUGGCACUUGAUGGUGAUGUUGAUUUUCGACCAGAAGCUGUACGUUUACUUGUUGAUCGAAUGAAAAAAAAUAAAAAAGUCGGUGCUGCUUGUGGUCGAAUUCAUCCAAUUGGUAGUGGUCCAGUUGUUUGGUAUCAAAAAUUCGAAUAUGCUAUUGGUCAUUGGCUUCAAAAAGCAGCUGAACAUAUUCUUGGCUGUGUUAUGUGUAGUCCAGGUUGUUUUAGUCUUUUUCGUGGUUCAGCAUUAAUGGAUGAUCAUGUUCUUCGUACAUAUUGUACAAAAUCAACCGAAGCUCGACAUUAUGUACAAUAUGAUCAAGGUGAAGAUCGUUGGUUAUGUACACUUUUAUUACAAGAAGGAUAUCGUGUUGAAUAUUGUGCUGCAUCAGAUGCUUUGACUUAUGCACCAGAAUCAUUUCAUGAAUUUUUUAAUCAACGUCGACGAUGGGUUCCAUCUACUAUUGCUAAUAUCAUUGAUUUUCUUGCUGAAUAUAAACGAAUUGUACUUGUUAAUGAUAGUAUAUCAUAUUUAUAUAUUAUCUAUCAACUUCUUCUUAUGGUUUCAACAGUACUUGGUCCAGCAACAGUACUUCUUAUGAUUAUCGGAGCAUUCAAUGCAUGUUUUGGUAUGUUAGGAAAAAAAACUUUUAGUUGGAAGAUUGAAAGUACAAGUCUCUGGCAAUCAAUGUAUAUGUCAGUUUUACCAGCAUUUUUUUAUCUACUUUUAUGUUUUCAUACAACAACUGAUUUUCAAAUACGUGCAGCAGCUUUUCUUUCUGCUUUAUAUGCAAUAAUAAUGAUGUCAGUUGUUGUUGGUACAACAAUUCAAAUAGCUGAAGAUUCUUGGACAUCUCCGAAUGCUGUUUUCUUAAUGCUUUUAUUUUCAAUAUUUUUCAUUGCUGCUUGUAUGCAUCCACAAGAAUUUUGGUGUAUAGUUCCUGGUUUACUUUAUUUUUUAUGUAUACCAAGUGGAUAUUUAUUUUUACUUAUUUAUUCACUUUGUAAUCUUAAUAUUGUAUCAUGGGGUACGAGAGAAGCACCAAAAAAAAUUAAAAAAAAUCAAAGUAAAGAAGAAAUUGAACGUGCUAAAAUACAAGAAUUAACACAAGCAAAACAAAAAUCAGCUGGAUUUUUAAAUCAAGUAUUUGUAAAUUUUGAUCUUAAAAAAUAUGAUCAACGUAUACGUUCUUAUGUACGAAAAUGGCUUGGCCUUGAAAGAUCGGGAUUAAAUGGUAUACUCUUACAACAAAUUUUAGAUGCUGUUGAACGAAUGGAAAAAAAUAAAUUUGAUGAAGAAAUGGAAGCUGUAGCUACUACAGGUUUAUAUCCUCAAACAAAUAAACAUCAAGUUGAUUCUGAAAUUGAUCCUAAAUAUGGUCUUAUGCAAUUAGCUGCUCGAACUAGUUCACCAAUGACACGUGCUAGUUAUCCUCAAUCAGAUCAACAACAACAAUUAAUUUAUCGUGGAAUAAAUAAUGCACGAAGUACACCUUAUGGACAAGUUAUGUCAUAUGGUGGUGUAACACGUCCAUUUGAAGCUCCAGUUAUAAAACGAGAUGAACUAGUUAAUCCUGCUUGGAUCUUUCAUGAAUCAUUACAUGGUGCUGAAGUAGUAAUGCUUGAUCCACGUGAAACAAAAUUUUUUCAAGAAUUAAUUGAACAUUAUUUAUAUCCAUUAGUUGAAGAUAAAGAUCAUCAAAAAAAAAUAGUUCGUGAUCUUAAAUCAUUACGUAAUAAUGGUUGUUUUAUAUUUUUUAUGAUAAAUACAUUAUGGCUUGUUAUUAUAUUUUCAUUUCAACUUGUAUCAGAACGUAUACGUGAUUAUGUAUUUAUACCAAUAAAACGUUUACAUAAUGAACCAUUACGUUUUGAACCACUUGGUUUAGCUUUUUUAAUUUUUUUUGCAACUAUUUUACUUAUACAAUUUGUUUCAAUGUUAUGGCAUCGUUAUGGAACAUUAUUACAUUUAUUAGCAUCAACUGAUUUAAAAAUUUGUCAACGAAUGAAUGGAAAAAAUAAUCGUCAUCAUCGACGUGGAGAUUUUACAACAGAUAAUGUUGAAGAUGCUGUUGAACAAGUUAAAGUUUUACAACAAUUAAAAGGUUUUGAUGAAGAAGAUUUACCUGAACCUGAUUAUGAUGAUGAUGAUGAUAAUGAUCAAGGUGAAAAACAAGCAUCAGAACCUGAUAUAUCAACAACAGGACUUAUUUAUCAUGGUGGCAAUCGAUACAUGAGAAAUUCUGCAAAUACAUCACAACAAUGGAGUGAUACAGCUAAAGUAAAUGAUAUGCAAAGAAAUUUAGAUACAACUGAUCAUAGUGAAAUAAGUCAAGUGUGUGGAUAUGUAUCAGGUUCAGUUAAAACAUAUGGAAGUAAUUAUGAAGCUAUAAAACGACGUCAAGUAUCAAAUAAACGUCAUUUAUAUAAUAAAUCACUUGAUCAUGUAUUUAAAUCACGUUAUCAAGCAUUAACACAAAAUAAAAAUCAACCACAACAUCAACAACAACAACCAAAUAAAAAUACACGAAUUAAAUUAAGUGAUGUUUUUCAACAACAACAAUUAGGUUUACCAAGAACUAGACGAACAUCAAGUGCAUUAACAGUACGAGAUAGUGUUAGUACUGGAAAUAUUCAACAACCAACAGCAAUUACAAAAAAGCAUCGAAGGAAAUCAAAAGAUCGACAUUUAGAACAUUUGUAG
This is a messenger RNA of Rotaria sp. Silwood1, 7146 nucleotides long. Lineage: Eukaryota; Metazoa; Rotifera; Eurotatoria; Philodinida; Philodinidae. The record is from the annotation of a GenBank genome assembly.